CCAGGGGCGUCUUCUCUGCGGCCAUGGAAGCCGGAGGAGGCUUGGAGGCGGAGGCGGAGGAGGAGCAGGUGAUGAGCGAGGUGCACCUGGGCUGCCCGCCCCGCUUCCCGGGCCUCUACCUCUCCCGCUUCACCUUCUCCUCCCGCCCGCUAGAGAUACCCGGAGGCGACGACGGCGAGGGUAGCGAUGGGCGCGAGCUCGUCGCAUCAACAAGCAGUUCCUAUGAGCCAGCGAGUGGCUCACCUGACGCUGUCGCUGUGGACGACGACGGGGAUCUCGUUCUCCACCGGAGAAGAAGGAACAGGGAGAGGAGGAGAAGCGAAGAUCAUGUGCUCGCCGUGCAGCACGGCGUCACCUCUUCGCUUCGGAGCGUCGGGCUUCAGGUUUGGAAGGCCGCCAUGCUGUUAACUGACUUUGUGUUGCACAAGAGCUUCACGUCGUCUGAAUUCGACGGUGUUAUUACCAGGGAAAUCGGUGCUGGCACAGGGUUGGUAGGGUUGGCACAAGCUCGAGUUGCUAGAAGGAUUUUCAUUACAGAUAGAGGCAAUCAUAUCCUCGAUAAUUGCUUGGCUAAUGUCCGUCUCAACUCUAGCAUGCUAAAGUUUGAUGAAGCUAAAGUCCAUGUAUGGGAACUGGACUGGAAAAUGUCAUGGCCUCCGCCAGUGGGUACACAUGAUGCAUCUGAUCCAAGUUCGAUAUACUCAUGGUCUUCAAGUGAAAUCGAGGAGGCUGAGCAAGCCACCCUGCUAUUCGCUGCAGAUGUUAUUUACAGUGACAAUCUGACCGAUAUGUUCUUCGACGCAGUGAGGCAGCUUAUGUCACGUGGUGCCAAGAAGGUGUUGUACUUGACCCUGGAGAAGAGGUACAACUUCAGCCUGGACGAACUAGACGUCGUGCCCAAUGGUUACAAGCAUUUUCGAAGCUUCUUCGCGGUUCAAGAUGGAUGUGGAGCCAAGGACAAUGCUACAUCGAAACCAGGCCUUGUGGGGGAGCAGGUAGACCUUGCGAGGGUUCCUCAGUACAUCAGAGAAUACAACAGAGGAAGGAUCUGGAGAUGUGGAAGCUCAUGUAUUGGCCAGACUAAAAAGAGCAUUGUCGGUUUACAAAUUUUAGAGGAGUUCAGACUGUUUAUGUUCAUUCUGUCUGGAAAUUAUGUGUUCCCCCUAGGAUACACAUCUUCAUGUGGCCGCUGGAUAAUAACCAGCUUAUGACCAAAGACAAGUUAUAGAAAAGAAACCUUGCAAGGUCUGAAGAUUGUCUGUUUUGCUC
Molecule: messenger RNA, 1269 nt
Organism: Triticum dicoccoides
Lineage: Eukaryota; Viridiplantae; Streptophyta; Magnoliopsida; Poales; Poaceae
Product: methyltransferase-like protein 22
Exons: 10
Coding region: 24-1211 (395 amino acids)
Biological process (GO): protein methylation
Cellular component (GO): nucleus
Molecular function (GO): protein methyltransferase activity
Source: RefSeq, a predicted model, not a curated record